AUGACAGUGGAUAGGUACUACGUUAUUAGUCGACCAAUCCGCUCAAGGCAUGAUCGUACACCGAAAAUGGCAAUCAUUGUUAAUGUCCUUAUUUGGAUAGCAAGAUUGGGCGUUCCUUAUCCCAUGCUAAAAACGUUUCGUACUAUGCGUGAACGCAAUUGGGUCUAUCCGAUAUGUAAACAUAUGAGAUUACCUACACAGACCCUCUAUAGACCGGUCUGGAAACGGCUAUUGUUCAAAGGUGUGAAUGGGACCAAAUCUGAAACAGUGCGGGAUACGCCUUUCCGCGAAGCAUGCUCAGCUGAUCACUGUUCUUUUUUAUUACACGUUCCAAUAGCCAUGUAUUUCCAGGUGUAUAAGGAAGGGACUAUGACUAUAUGUACGGAGUUGUUCCCGUCUGUGCUGUCGUCAACUAUCUACCAGGCGUAUAGUUUAGUAAUGCUGUAUCUACUGCCGCUGUUCAUUAUUGCUAUCUGCUAUGCAUUUAUUUUAAAACAAGUGUGGAAAGUACAAUCUUUAAUUAUAUAUGACGAUGGUCUUGCGAAACAGACAAUGAACCGAAAGAAAAAAGUGACUCGCACUGUACUCAUCGUUGUUCUUUUGUUUGCGGUUUCGUGGGGUCCCAUCCAGGCCGUCAACUCUUGGCUACGAUUUGAUAUGGGGAAUUACCCAUUUGAAUCAGUGCCUCUGGCAUAUUUUAGAAUAUUUUGCCUUUGUCUCGCGUACUCCAACUCCUGUGUCAACCCAUUUGUGUACGCGUUCACGGGAAACAACUUUAGACGAUACUUCAAAAGAAUAUUUCAUAUAACGGAUGGCAGUAAGAAGUUUGACAAAUAUCACACCACUGUUGUGUACAGUCGUCAUGGUAAUGGCAGAAAGGUCAAUAAUGACGCAAGAAAACCGCUUGAAGAAACUUCCAUUUGA
Saccoglossus kowalevskii is the source of this 924-nucleotide messenger RNA. Its product is annotated as G protein-coupled receptor 54-like. Gene Ontology annotation, cellular component: plasma membrane. NCBI's taxonomy places the organism in Eukaryota, Metazoa, Hemichordata, Enteropneusta, Harrimaniidae. Gene Ontology annotation, molecular function: G protein-coupled receptor activity. The record is from RefSeq and is a predicted model, not a curated record. Gene Ontology annotation, biological process: G protein-coupled receptor signaling pathway.